CGCAACUGCAUCCUUUCAGCCUAGUCCAGCGAUUUCCGCGUUCCAUGAUCAUGAUGAUCCACUGCCUUGCAUUGCACUGUCAGAUCAAUGGUUUUCUUGUUAUUAGUUUUCAUGUGGAAUCACUCAGUCGCGAGCAGAUAUCGAUCCAAGCGGACGCCCAAGUGGCGCAGCGGGUAGAUUAGCGUAGAUUUUCAAGUGCAACUGCCAGCUUGCUAGGGAAGCCAAACACUUUCUGGCUUCCUGGAGUCUGGAAAGCAGGAGUGGUUUUCUCCUGAGCGCUAUGGCCACCGCACAGAACCCUGUUGGAGAUGACAUGGUUGAAGUGUGGAAGAACUGCUUUGCAACACCAAACCUCAUUUUAGAGAAGAAUAAGUGCAUCAGUUAUGAUCCCGACAAGAGCUCUGCCGUUUGUAUUGGUAUUGACAAAGAGAAGAAUAACACAGCUGGUGACACAAGACACAAAGAGUAUGCUGAGGAAUUCGGAUCUUUGCUCUCCACAGCGUUCAAGGUUGAAGCCAAAGUUGACUCUUUCAAUGAAGAUGAUCGUGAAUCGAUCAUACGAACUGUGGAGGAGUCAGCCAAAGAGGCAAGCGAUCUCCUCAUUUUCUACUUAGCUAGCCAUGGCGGUGAAGGUGGCAUAAUUCAAGAACAAGAAAGGGUUUCCUUGGAACAGCUUGCAAAUGCAAUGAAGAGUACCAAGGCAAGGGUCAUAGUGGUCAUUCUGGACCUGUGCAAAGGGGGCAGUGUUCUUCCAACCUUUCGAGACCGCCUAAUGGAAUGUUGCCCUGCCAGUAACAUUUACUUGUUGGUAGCUACUCGUGAGAAUGAGGAGACGUGGUCGUGUGGGAAACUCGGUUGCAGCGUCUUCACAUUCUUCCUCAGCAACUACCUGCAACGGCAUGCGCAGGUUGGGUGUCUGCCCAUUUGGGAUGCAAUGGAUCACGCGCAAACUCUGACUCCAGUUCUUAGCGAAUUCCUCUCCUCCAACGCUGACGGAGAUUCUGAAGUGAUCCCGCAUCCUGUGAUGGAAGCUCACGGCCAGGAUGUACAUGCUGAGUCAGGUGAGGAGACGUGGGUCAAGCACCCGUACAAGGCAGGGGACAAGCUUUGCCUCGGCAAAUUUCCCACUUAUCCAACGGACGAUUUGACGCUGCCGGAAGAUCAGCGGCAAUGGAUCGACUCACUAAAGCCUCAUCUGCUUACUCUUCACCAACAUGGUUACUUGACACACAACAACACGGUAUUACGGUGUUUACUGUGGCACCUGUUCACGGAGUUGGGCCGAAUGUGGUUCGAAGAUCUGAAGCCCGGUUUCCGUCGUAGCUUGUCGGAGUUUGAAUCACAACAGGUUACCCAACAUGGACUGUAUGAGCAAUGGAAGGAAGAAGCAGCCAUGGACUUGGAGGAAUGGUUUCGUGAUACAAAAAGUUCAUUUGGCAAAGCACAUUUCCUUCUUUACGAGCACCCGGACCGGCUGCUGUGUGAUAUUUGCGACAAAGAUGGACGUGCAGCACGCAUUAGAUAUUGCUGUCUAGACUGUGAUGACUGUGUCAUCUGUGUGAAAUGCUGGAAAGGCAUGACUGAGAAGGUUUGUCCGAAAGGAGAUGGAGAAAUGCAUACCUUCAACGAGAUGGGCUGGACGUGUGAUGGAUGUGAUAUGUACAUCUGUGGUACGCGUCUCACGUGCAAAGCCUGUGAAGACUUGAUCUCUGCCGCUCCUGUCACUGGGUUGGCAGGUAUCCUGAGUCUGCUCCCGGGCGUCUUCAUCAUCACGCUCCAAGCGGUUUUGGACAUCUACGAAAGCAUCCCUGCUGAUGACGGUCGCCAGAUGAACAUCGCUGGAUGUGGCGCCGUUUGUCCGGAUGAGGUUGCUAGGCAACAAGUUCACAAUUGAACUAGCGAACACUUGUCAUCACCGUGAGCGAUUAUGCUGAGAUUGCACGGGCUAUUUUUUGUGCUGCAGGAGUUUUCAUUCCAGUCAAGUUAUUAUUAUCCAUGCUCUUUCUCUUCAUUGCUUUUCUACAUCGCGCCAUCUCAUAGUAUUGGUUUUCCGUACACGCAUCAAACAUUCUAGACACACAUGUAACAUUAGCAUCACUUUUAUUUUACUUUGGAGCACAACGUGCACAUGUAUUACUAAUGUAGCGGGCAAAGCAAAUGCACAUUCUCUUAUCAUUCAAUACAUUGGGGCACAGGUUUUGCGUCAGUGGUCAGUCAUUUUAAAUAUGGAUUUUUCUUUGUAUCGCCCUCUGUUUUCUUAUUAGAGAGCGAAGAUGGCCUCGCCUUAGCUGUCUCCUUUUUUGGAAUUAUGCAUUGAUGUAGUCAACUACACAUGGUCGAUGAUAGCAAAGCUGAUUUCUCUGCGCCGUAUAGCGAAAAUUUCUUAUCUAGCUCUACGCGCAUUUUUCAACUGCAAGUUUCUUACUACGUUGGAGAAAGAGUAAAAUCAAUACAUGUAUUGUUCAUUGGUAUUCCGAUACAUGUAUGUAGAAUCGGGCUAUACGAUUUUUUAGCAUUUUUUCUUUGACCCCACAAUACUGCAUCUUAGCUUUUCGUAUUCUUCCCUUUCUUCCCCUUUGCUUCGCCUUUCGGCCGCAUUUAAUAACCUAUUUUGUAAGUAUUUUUCUCGCUCAGUCUCUCUACCUCAAGUAUUACAGUCCAGUUGUCUGUACGCUGUACGAGAGCUAAGAAUGCUGCAGGAUUCGCUGGAACAUGUAAUUCCUUCGAUACGCCAUAAUACCGUCGAAAUCGA
Molecule: messenger RNA, 2752 nt
Organism: Sycon ciliatum
Lineage: Eukaryota; Metazoa; Porifera; Calcarea; Leucosolenida; Sycettidae
Biological process (GO): proteolysis
Molecular function (GO): peptidase activity
Source: RefSeq, a predicted model, not a curated record